CAAUUUCAUAAACAGAACCACAUUUGGGUACAAAGCUCUGUUAACGCUUGUAUUUGACAUUCGUUUCCAAAAUACUUAUUUAUUUAUAGAUGACAUAUAUUAUAUUUGAUUAAAGCUACGCUAGAAGAUUAAGCGUAGAAGUACGAAAGACGCGUCCAGGUGGGAAAAAGUGAUUGCAUUGGACUCCAUGGAAUUUGUGGUUUCAAAUAUAAACUUAAGGGAUCUUUCGAGAAUAUUUUUAAACCUUUCUAGGAUUGAUGAUGCGGUAAACUGGGAAAUAAAUAAGGAUCAACUUAUUUUAACAUCUCUAAACUCCUCAAGGUCUGGGUUUGGGAUGGUGACUCUCACAAAAAAGUUCUUCGAUAAAUUCACUUUUCAUCCGGAUACUCUAUUUCUUACCGGAUUUGUCUCUCCAACGGUACGAUUAAGUACACAGAUCAAGCCGAUCCUUUCUAUUUUCCGAAAUAAAAUAUUUGAAUCUAGUCUCCUGGUUACCAAUAAUCCCAACGCGAAUACAGGUGCAACAGACUCUACUAGUAAAAAGAAUGUUGUCGUUGAGAAUGUACAAAUACAAAUUACGUCUGGAAAAGAAUGCCGAGUAAUAUUUAAGUUUUAUUGCAAACAUGGAGUCAUAAAAACUUACAAAAUUGCAUAUGAACAAACGCAAAUGCUACAUGCUGUCUUUGAUAAGGCCUCCUGUCAUAAUAACUGGCAAAUAAAUUCAAAAAUUUUGAAAGACUUGGUUGAGCAUUUUGGACAGAAAACAGAAGAAUUGACGAUUCAGCCAGUUCAUGGACGAGUCCUUUUAACCAGUUUUACUGAAGAGGUCAUUCAUAAUAAAGAUGUUUUAAAGCAGCCCACGCAAACAACAGUGUCAAUUGACGGAAAAGAAUUCGAGCAAGUUUCCCUUAAUGAGGGUAUAGUCAUCACGCUAUCUUUAAAAGAAUUUCGGGCGGCCGUUCUGCUCGCUGAAUCUUUAGGAACUUCUAUCGCAUCUUACUAUAGUGUACCAGGAAAACCAGCUUUGUUCACUUUCAACAAGGGAAAAUUUAUGGAAGUUGAAGCUCAAUUUAUACUUGCUACUGUUAUGGGACUAGACGAUCAGGACGAAAGUUCUGCUAUUGGAGCACGGUGGCAGCAAAGUGCUAAUGCAAACAGUAGCUUAUUUGCUCAGGAAAAUACAAGUGCUCCAGUAUUGAACGAGCACGAAGCACCGUCUGCUUCUAUAGGAUGGCAAACUAAUGAAGAAGCAGAGACGUCCAGGAUGUUUCAUUCCACAUUGGAUAUACCUACAAAUGGAAAUUCAACGAAAAAGCAACGUAAGCAGACAACAGCUGAAGAAAAUCAGCCAUUAUUUUUGGAGGGCAUGCCGGACGAAUCCGAGCUAAUGGCAUUCGAUAACGAUGUAGCUGACGAUGCCGAAUUUGGACCUACACAACACGAGCAAACCUUCCACGGUAUCUUUUCCCAAGAAAAUACUCAAAAUUGAAGUCUUACACGGUUACUCUAUCAAGUUACAUUUCACUAGCGGUGCUUAUUGAAAAUAUAUGAUUCAAAAAUGCAUAUUUAGUUUCAGAUCCCUUGAUAAAAUUCCAAUUAAUUAAUUCCGAUCCGUAAAAAACUAGUUCUAAUAUACAUAGCACGUCUCUCGACGACAUUUAAAGGCAUUACAAGACAGCUAAAAGAAAGU
Molecule: messenger RNA, 1690 nt
Organism: Schizosaccharomyces cryophilus OY26
Lineage: Eukaryota; Fungi; Ascomycota; Schizosaccharomycetes; Schizosaccharomycetales; Schizosaccharomycetaceae
Product: checkpoint clamp complex protein Rad9
Exons: 6
Coding region: 188-1489 (433 amino acids)
Biological process (GO): cellular response to ionizing radiation; DNA replication checkpoint signaling; DNA repair
Cellular component (GO): checkpoint clamp complex
Source: RefSeq, a predicted model, not a curated record